AUGUCACUCAAACUUCCAGGCUUCGGGCUUCCCCUUGAUGGUCUGUCUACUUGGACACGGCCUGAGCCCAAGAAAAUUGUCGAAAAUAACCGAUUUCCCCAUGCUAUCGCCGACUUCUUUGCUACCGCGGGCGUUGCUUUGCGGGAACAGCGCAUGCUCGGCAUGAUAAACCUCAUUACUGACAAGCCAAGGUGGUGGGAGAAGAUCCAGGACGAAGAGAUUGUUGCCAAGUGGAGGGAUGAGGCCUGCGGGAACGAAGAGCAGCAGCGAACAUCGGCUCAGCAUUUGGAUUUGGAGUCCUUUAUAUAUUGUAUGGACGAGCUAUAUGAAAAGGCUGCGUACUUCGAGAAGCACAGUUUGGUUCACGUUUUGGACGCCGACGCCACCAUCGUCAAAAAGGAUCUCCCCGCGAAUGACUAUUUCUGGAAGGCUCUCAAAUCAGCUGUCUUUGUGCUCGAAGAUGUUCCCGAUCGUGUGAAAGAUUGGCAUCCAGGUACCGAUGGAAAAGUGCUGGAUCUGCUUCAUCCUUCCAUGUUCCCACUCCAAUAUGGCAAGUCCCGAGUACUUGCGGACCGCAUCGUAUCCCGAGAGACAUGUUGCCAAUACAUCGGUAUGGGUGAGAUAUGUCCAAUGCCUGAAGUACUCAAGAGCGACGAGUCAUUCGAGAGGGAAGUUUCGUGGGGGCAUAAAUCUGCACCCAUGAAGCCAUGGGGUUCUUACCAAUGGCUACCAUCCGAGGUGUCUUUUCGUGAAGGGAAAGCUCACAUCGAAAGCUAUGUCAACAAUCUCCAUCCGCAAGACCAUCCUGAGUUAUACGAAGUCCUUGAGGCCGCUGUUGACAAAGCUGUUCCGAUGUGGAACGAAUGUCUUUCUUGGUUUCACGAGCGACUCCGCAUCUCGCCAACCGAGAUGGGUUGGCGCUGCUACGAAGGUCCAACAUAUCCCGGCUAUCCCGUCGAGGAGCCUGAUGAAGGUGAGGACCAUGAUGAUCAACCAGACACAGAUUGGGACCGGCAGAAUCAUUUCGAAGAGUGGCUGAGGCACAACCCCGAUGAAAGGGUUUUGGUACACCCAACGGCUGAGAAAUUUAUCACGUUCGAAGAACGAGCAAAAGCUGCGGGAGUCCACCGCAUUGAUGUCUUGACCGAAUUCCCCGAGGGUCUCCAGGUCAUUUUCAAACUCGCGACUGUCCAUCUCACUCCAGACGAUCCAACAUACGGAGGAAGUAGUUGGCACGUAGAAGGAUGCUUGAAUGAGCAUAUUGCCGCCACUGCGCUAUUCUAUUAUGACUCGGAAAACAUCACGGAUAACCAUCUCCAAUUCAGACAGCACAUCGACGCAGAGCAAAUGGUAAUGAUGCCUGCACAAUACGAGUAUGCGGCAGUGGAGGAUGCCUACGGUAUCGCAGAUGGGGACAGCGCUGUUCAAGAACUCGGUAAAGUCCUCACCAAGCCCGGUCGUCUUCUUGCUUUCCCGAACGUUCUCCAGCAUAGGGUUGGAGAAUUUGAGCUCGACGACCCGACGAAGCCUGGCCACCGCAAGAUACUGGCAAUGUUCUUGAUAGAUCCGAACAUCAAGAUCCUGUCCACAGCGAAUGUCCCACCGCAGCGUCGGGAUUGGUGGGCUCGAGAAGUUCGGAAAGUGCCAGAAUUCRCUGCACUACCAGUGGAGCUUUUCGAUGCGAUAAUUGAGUCUGUCGAGGACUUUCCUAUCUCAUGGGACGCGGCGUGUGAUGCGAGAGAGAUUCUGAUGGAGGAGAGAGGCAGGGUUGGUGAUACKUAUGACGAAAUGCUCAGAGAAGACACCUUUUUCUUCUGCGAACAUUAG
Molecule: messenger RNA, 1827 nt
Organism: Ramularia collo-cygni
Lineage: Eukaryota; Fungi; Ascomycota; Dothideomycetes; Mycosphaerellales; Mycosphaerellaceae
Exons: 3
Coding region: 1-1827 (608 amino acids)
Source: RefSeq, a predicted model, not a curated record